Messenger RNA from Biomphalaria glabrata, 1810 nucleotides. RefSeq names its product small glutamine-rich tetratricopeptide repeat-containing protein alpha-like. Gene Ontology annotation, biological process: post-translational protein targeting to endoplasmic reticulum membrane. The transcript is spliced from 13 exons. Lineage: Eukaryota; Metazoa; Mollusca; Gastropoda; Planorbidae. Gene Ontology annotation, cellular component: membrane; TRC complex. The record is from RefSeq and is a predicted model, not a curated record. The coding region runs from base 138 to 1139 and encodes 333 amino acids. Gene Ontology annotation, molecular function: molecular adaptor activity; protein binding.
CGGAAGUAUCUGUCAUUUCCUCCAGAAAAGGGAAGCUACUAGCUAAGCAAACGGCAGUGCUGUGUUUAUUAGAUAAAGAUUAUUUGAAGAUACAGUUCUAGAUCUAGUGAUCUACAGUCUAGAUCUAAACCACAAGAAUGGCUGAUGUUCACCAGUUGGUUUUCUCAAUACUGAAGUUUUUGGAAGAUCAGAAAAAAUCAGGACAACUAGAUGAUGAAGCUUCAGAAAGUUUAGAAGUUGCUGUUCAGUGUUUAGAACAAGUUUAUAAGAUUAACACUAGUGAUGAAGAGCAUGCUAGAAAAUAUGCAGUGCGGCAAAACUUGUUGGACAUUUUUAAUGCCCACUUAAAUGAGACUGAAUCAGAUCUUGCAUCACUAUCAUUACAUGAAGCUACUCCAGAGCAGAAGGAGGAAGCUGAAAAGCUCAAGAAUAAAGGGAAUGAAUUUAUGAAAUCAGAAAAAUAUUCUGAUGCAUUGGAAAGUUACUCACAAGCUAUCAGAUUAGAUGCAAGAAAUGCUGUGUAUUUUUGUAACAGAGCUGCUGCUUAUAGCAAGCUGAACAAACAUCAACAAGCAAUAGAGGACUGCAAUAGAGCUCUAGCAAUUGAUCCUAGUUAUAGUAAAGCUUAUGGUAGAAUGGGUAUUGCUUUCACUGCACUAGAAGAUCAUGAGAGUGCAUUUGAAUGUUAUAGAAAAGCUCUAGAAUUAGAUCCAGACAAUCAAAGUUAUCAGAAUAAUUUAGAAAUAGCAGAACAGAAAUUAAAGGAAUCUGCUGUUCAGGCUGGUUUUAAUUCUGGAAAUUUAGGAAAUAUGUUACGUGGUGGUUUAGGAAAUAUGGAUUUUGGUACAUUGUUCAGCGAUCCUAACAUUAUGAAUAUGGCUACAACAAUGAUGUCAAAUCCUCAGGUUCAACAAAUUCAGGAAAAUUUAUUUUUAAACUCUGACAGGUUGGCAAGUCUAGUAAGUGGGACUAACCCAGCAGAAGGAGGUGGCUUUUCCAGUUUAUUGCAAGCCUCACAGCAAAUGGCAGCUCAGAUGCAGCAAGCGAACCCUGAAUUAGUCCAACAUUUACGAGAACAAAUGAGAACUCAGGGUGAGGGUCCAGAUAUUAACAAGGAACAGACAGAUGGAAAAGAUUGACCUAACUACUGAAUUGUUAUUCCAAGAGUCAUCUGUUUAUCAAACUUGAGAAGAAAAAAAAUGCCCUGUUUUUGUUAUCUUGAAAUUGGAUUAUGCUUUUAUAUCAUAACUGACUUGCCCAUGCAUGUUUCUGAUGGAAUAUGAACUUAUUGAUACCAUAAAUUAACUGCUCAUUUUAUAAAAUUAUUAUUGACCAGCGAAAACCUUUUCUUCACGAAAUUAUUAGAAUAAUAAGGUGAAGAUUUUUAUAUUAAAAAGUAUAAUUGUAUUGUAUGUUGAAGCUAGGGAGUUACCAAAUAGAUUUAACUUGGACAUUGAAAUAUGUCUUUCUACAAAAGUAUUAUAUACCGUAAGGAUGAGGAUUCACAAGCUGUUUUUUUUUUUUAACACUUAAAAUUUUUAUUUGGUGGAAGCAUUUUUUUAAAGAGCUUUUUCUUCAUUUUCUCAUCUAAAAUAAUUAAAUUAAAUUUCUGGUUAGUUGUAUAUUGAAUAUUGUGUUUCUGUCAUUUUUUUUUUAUCUCAACUUAUUACCACAUUUGUUUAUUGUAUUAAAAAUCAAUUUAUGGUGCAACAAAUUUUUUUCCUAUGGAGCGUAUUACAUGUGAAUUUUCAUUAAUUUUUUUUUUUACUAAAAAUAAAUAAAUAAAUAAACAAAAAUUCAAUACUACUUA